AUGAGCGGUUGGUUGUGGGGAAAUUCUUCUGAUUCAACAAAUUCUCCAAAUUCUAUGAAUAAUGAACAACAUACUCAAGCAAAUAUACAGCCACCUAUGGGAGGACAACAACCACCUCUUUUUGUUUUGGAGCAAUUAAAACAUGCUGGGGUUCCUUUAAAGGCUCAAAUGACUCCUUAUUUGCAGUUGGAUCCAGCAAUUUUCCGUGAAAGUCAACCACAAAUUAUACUUCCUGAAGGAUAUGAAAGUGGCAGAGGAAAAUUUGAAUUUUAUAUGGGAUAUAUUGGCUGUGCUGUUGGUAGUGCUUUUUUUGUUGGAAGUAUGAGAGGAGCUUUUGGGGAAUUAAACAAUCCUUUAACUAAAAAUUUGUUGAUUAAUACAAAGUCCGUAGCAAGUAGCCGACCAGGAAUUACACGUCUUUUAAACGCAGCAACUAAAUAUGGAAGUGGUUAUGCUCAAGCAGACUGGACCCAAAUUACUUUGUAUGUUUAGUCCCCAGUUUACACGAAUAUUUUUCUUGAUCACUUACUGAAACAAGGAGAGAGAUUCAACUCCAGGGGCCCCAAAAAAAAACUCACCAACUCCAGGGAUUCCCCCAAAGUAGAUUCAACUUCAGAGACUCC
Molecule: messenger RNA, 623 nt
Organism: Meloidogyne enterolobii
Lineage: Eukaryota; Metazoa; Nematoda; Chromadorea; Rhabditida; Meloidogynidae
Source: the annotation of a GenBank genome assembly